UUUAAAAAGAAUUUAUUUUUUAAGGAUUUUUACGUAUGAAUUUAAAUGAAUUUUUGAAAACCGAUCAUUUAGAUACAAAUAAUAAUUUGCAUACGGAUUAUUUAAAUGGAACUAAUCUAAUGUAUGAUUUUAGUGAUACAGAAUUUCCACAAAAUAAAAUGUGGAUAAGAUUACCAACAUGGGAAAUAUCGGUUAAAGUUGUUACAUUUAUUCCAAUUAUAAUACUUGGAUCAUUUGGGAAUAUAACAUUAUUAAAUAUAAUAAUAAGAAAUCGUGCACUUAAAACACCAACAAAUUUAUUAAUAGCUAAUAUGGCAGCUGCUGAUACUGCAAUAAUAUUAAUAUGUCCAAUAAUGUUUAUGUUUCAUGAUUUUUAUCAAAAUUAUCAAAUGGGUGCAAUCGGUUGUAAAUUAGAAGGUUUUUUAGAAGGUGUUUUAUUAAUUACAGCUGUAUUAAAUUUAUGUGCAGUUAGUUAUGAUCGUUUAACAGCUAUUGUUUUACCAAUGGAAUCAAGAUUAACAAUAAAAGGUACAAAAAUAGUAAUGGUAUGUACAUGGUUAGCUGGAAUUUUAUUAGCAAUGCCAUUAGCUAUAUAUAGAAUAUAUGUGAAACGACAAUUCAAAAAUUUUGUGGAAACUUAUUGUAAGGAAAAUACAACAAUUUUGCCAAAAUAUUGGCAUGUAUUAAUUGCAGCUUUGGUUUGGUUUCCAUUGUUUGUUAUGAUUGUUUCAUAUUCGGCCAUUUUUCAUAAGUUGGAUCAUUAUGAGAAACAAGUACUUAAAAAAGAACAUCCAUUAUGUGUUUCAUAUAAAAAAAAAGUGGCUAAAACAUUAUUUACUAUUGUAAUUACAUUUGUUUUAUUACGUGUACCAUUUACUGUACUUGUAUUUUUCCGAUAUGAAAUGCAAUUACAAAAUUGGUCAAAUGAAAUAUCAUAUGGUUUUCAAAUAUUAUGGUAUUCAUCACAUUAUUUAAUAUUUUUGAAUGCUGCAAUUAAUCCCAUUAUAUACGGAAUGAAUAAUGAUAAUUUUCGACGAGCAUACAAUCAAACACCAAUAUUUUCAUUUUGUUGUAAACCUAAAAUUAAUACGAACGAAAAAAAGAAAAUUCAGCCUGUACGUUCACCCUGUAAAACUGGUACUAAACAAAUAAAUAAAGUUACUAAUAAAAUUGUUGAAGUUUUACCAAAUAUAUCGGAAAAAUGUGAACAAAAUAUUCCAAUUGAUAGAAGUAAAAGUACAAAAAUUACACAAUUAAAUAUUUUAACAAAAUCUAAUAUUGAUGUUAAUGUUGAUGGUGGUGGUAAUAAUGGUACCAGAAUGCCAAAAGAUAAACAAAAAACUGCAUUAGCAGAUUGUUUAUGA
Molecule: messenger RNA, 1364 nt
Organism: Condylostylus longicornis
Lineage: Eukaryota; Metazoa; Arthropoda; Insecta; Diptera; Dolichopodidae
Product: neuropeptide FF receptor 2
Exons: 6
Coding region: 36-1364 (442 amino acids)
Biological process (GO): G protein-coupled receptor signaling pathway
Cellular component (GO): membrane
Molecular function (GO): G protein-coupled receptor activity
Source: RefSeq, a predicted model, not a curated record